UCCGGUCCUGUCUCCAGCGGGAGCGCGAGACGCUGGUCAGGCUCCGCGGCGCAGCUCGAAAAUGAAUAAUCGCCCCCAAUUGACUUAAAUUCCUCCGAAGCCGGCGCCGCGGCCGCCCGCCGCCGGGGAAUCUGCUCGCCGUGGCUUCUGCUUUCUCCAUCCUUCUUGUGAAAAGACAGCAAAACAAACCCAGCCAGCCAGCCAGGAAUCCGGUUUGUUGAUCGCCUUGGUGGUUUUCUUCUUUUUUCACCGUUUGCGGGAUUUGCAAACCGAGUUACAUGCAUGUCCAGUGGGGGUAGGUUUAAUUUUGACGAUGGAGGGUCCUACUGUGGAGGCUGGGAGGACGGCAAGGCGCACGGCCAUGGCGUCUGCACCGGCCCCAAGGGCCAAGGCGAAUACACCGGCUCAUGGAGCCACGGCUUCGAGGUGCUGGGUGUCUACACCUGGCCCAGCGGCAACACGUACCAGGGCACCUGGGCACAGGGCAAGCGCCACGGCAUCGGCUUGGAGAGCAAGGGGAAGUGGGUGUACAAGGGCGAGUGGACGCACGGAUUUAAGGGGCGCUACGGGGUGCGGGAGUGCACGGGCAACGGGGCCAAGUACGAAGGCACCUGGAGCAAUGGUCUGCAGGACGGCUACGGGACUGAGACCUACUCGGAUGGAGGGACCUACCAGGGCCAGUGGGUCGGUGGCAUGCGCCAGGGCUACGGUGUGCGGCAGAGUGUCCCCUAUGGCAUGGCGGCGGUCAUCCGCUCACCCCUGAGGACAUCCAUCAACUCUCUGCGCAGUGAGCACACCAACGGGGCAGCAUUGCACCCCGAUGCUGCCCCCACUGUGGCUGGCAGCCCGGCUGUGUCCCGGGGCGGCUUCGUGCUGGUAGCCCACAGUGACUCCGAAAUCCUCAAGAGCAAGAAGAAGGGGUUGUUUCGGCGCUCGCUGCUGAGUGGCCUGAAGCUGCGCAAGUCCGAGUCCAAAAGCAGCCUGGCCAGCCAGCGCAGCAAGCAGAGCUCGUUCCGCAGCGAGGCGGGCAUGAGCACCGUCAGCUCCACGGCCAGCGACAUCCACUCCACCAUCAGUCUGGGCGAGGGAGAGGCAGAGCUGUCCGUCAUUGAGGACGACAUCGACGCCACCACCACGGAGACCUACGUGGGCGAGUGGAAGAACGACAAACGCUCAGGCUUCGGGGUCAGCCAGCGCUCUGACGGCCUCAAGUAUGAGGGCGAGUGGGCCGGCAACCGGCGGCAUGGCUACGGCUGCAUGACCUUCCCUGAUGGCACCAAGGAGGAGGGCAAAUACAAGCAGAAUGUCCUCGUUAGCGGCAAACGCAAGAACCUCAUCCCAUUGCGGGCCAGCAAGAUCCGAGAGAAGGUGGACCGGGCCAUGGAGGCGGCGGAGAGGGCCGCCACCAUCGCCAAACAGAAGGCAGAGAUUGCGGCCUCCAGGACGUCCCACUCCCGGGCCAAGGCCGAGGCGGCACUCACAGCAGCUCAGAAAGCCCAGGAGGAAGCACGCAUCGCCAGGAUCACUGCCAAAGAGUUCUCCCCUUCCUUCCAGCACAGGGAAAAUGGACUUGAGUACCAGCGGCCGAAGCACCAGCUCUCUAGUGACGACAUGGAGGUGCUCUCCACUGGGACACCCCUGCCGCAGGAGAGCCCUGAGCUGUACCGCAAGGGCACCACCCCCUCGGACCUGACCCCAGACGACAGUCCCCAGCAGAGCUUCCCCACCAGCCCCUCGGCCAGCCCACCCGCCGCCCCAGUCCUGCGGAAUAAGGUGGCCCACUUCUCCCGGCAGGUGUCGGUGGAUGAAGAGCGGGGUGGGGACAUCCAGAUGCUCCUAGAGAGCCGGGCUGGCGACCACACCCGCAACAGCUGGGGGGAGGACAAGGUCUGCAGCUCCAGGAGCGUGCGUGGUGGUGCCCUGCGCAGUGGCCAGCCCCCAGAUGACUUCCGCGCCCGGGGCUUGGGCCACAAGCAACCCGGCAACCCCAAGCCCCGGGAGCGGCGGACGGAGUCACCCCCCUCGUUCUCCUGGACUUCUCACCACCGGGGUGGCAACCCCAGCUGCGGGGGUGCCAAGCUGCUGGAGCUAGAUGAGGAGAAACUGAGCAACUACGAGAUGGAGAUGAAACCCCUUCUGCGGGUGGAUGCCUAUGGACCAGAGGGGCACCCCCAGAAAAGACGCUACAGCAAGGGAGGUGCCUGCCGAGGUGCUGGGGAUGACCAUCGCUCUGACGACCGGGGCUUUGGAGCACAGAGACUACGGUCCAAGGUCCAGAACAAGGAGAAUGUCCGGCCGGCCUCUGCAGCAGAGCCUGCGGUGCAGAGACUGGAGAGCCUGCGGUUGGGAGAGCGGUCUGAGCCCCGACUGCUGCGCUGGGACCUCACCUUCUCCCCACCCCAGAGGUCCUCACCUGUGGCACUGGAGUCAGAUGAAGAGAACGGGGACGAGCUCAAGUCCAGCACAGGCUCAGCUCCCAUCCUCGUAGCCAUGGUGAUCUUGCUAAACAUCGGAGUCGCCAUCUUGUUUAUUAAUUUUUUCAUCUGAUGAGGUGGUUGCGCUAGCAAAACUAAGUUGGUGUACAAAAGGGGGAUGCGAACAGCAGAACCACGCAAAGGGAAGGAUCAUAGUUCAGCCCAACGACUUCCAGUCUUUUCACAGGACAACAUGAUUGGGUAUUAUCACAGUUUGCCUUUUUUUCUGGGUAAUGUUUUUUGGAUUUUAGCCAAAAUUCCUUGCUUGUAUAACACUAUGCUGUGUGGCAUGGCAGAAGGAGGCCAGCACGCCGACCCUCCAGCUUGAUGUGGAAAGAAAAAGGAUCCCAGCAAACCUAUGGUGAAGGACAGUUGUGUCGCACUCCAGGUGGGGUGUAGGGUAGGGUAGCCCGAGUAAGAGCCUCCCAGUGUCAGCUACACCAGGAGACACAAGGCACAAGGAAGGGCAAGUGCUCUCUCUGUGGUGGGAGAGCUGGGGUGUGCGUGGGGCAUUGGAGAUCAGGCACCCCACAGGGGCCUGGUUUGUUUGAAGCUACUGUGCUCAGAAGGAAGCAGGGCUACCCUCUUAACUCCUCCUCCAACACCAUGUCUUCGGUACUGCCCUGAACCCUAGUUGAACCUUUUCUGUCGUCUCCUUCCCCACCCCAUUCCCAACCACCAGACCCCAGGAAGCCUGAUGGGGGGGGGGGGGAGGUUUAAGCGAAGACAGUGAUGUCACACCUAUAAGACCUGCACAUUGGUGACAGUGGCUUCCCUCCCUGUCACUACCUGCCUUCCCCAUUUUCACAUUCAUCUGGUGCCUGCCCUGACUUCCCUGACAGGUUGGCAUAUUCCGUCCUGAUGUCUCUUUCCUGCUCUGGUCCCCAGGGCAGGAGUGGGGUGGAAAUUUCUGAAGCUGUCACAUAGUCUCCCCACCCACACAUGUACACAGUAAUUGGUUCAAGAACAGGUUCCUGGUGCCUCUGCCUUCACCCAAACAAAAGGAAAAAGGUUCCGGAAUAUCUGAGUGCCCAUCUGGCACUAUGCCAGCCCCAGCCAGCACGAUGGAUAUGUCCACGGGCAUGGCCACCUGCAGGUCACCCUGUGCCCCUGCCUGGGAAGGUUCUUAGUGUGAUUUCCCAUGUCUGGGGAACAGCCCAUUCUGUGGACUCUGCCUUGCUUUGCUUAUGUUUAGCUGUUUCUCUGCUAACUUUCAAGCAGAUUUCUUUACUACACUGCACUGGAUUGCUAUAUUUUUAACCAGAAAUAAACUAAAGAUUAGAGCAUG
Molecule: messenger RNA, 3762 nt
Organism: Erinaceus europaeus (western European hedgehog)
Lineage: Eukaryota; Metazoa; Chordata; Mammalia; Eulipotyphla; Erinaceidae
Gene: JPH3
Product: junctophilin 3
Exons: 5
Coding region: 283-2547 (754 amino acids)
Biological process (GO): regulation of synaptic plasticity
Cellular component (GO): endoplasmic reticulum membrane; plasma membrane; junctional membrane complex
Source: RefSeq, a predicted model, not a curated record